Gracilinanus agilis (Agile Gracile Mouse Opossum) is the source of this 1860-nucleotide messenger RNA. It is a transcript of the gene ETNPPL, whose product is annotated as ethanolamine-phosphate phospho-lyase. Gene Ontology annotation, molecular function: pyridoxal phosphate binding; ethanolamine-phosphate phospho-lyase activity; transaminase activity. The record is from RefSeq and is a predicted model, not a curated record. Gene Ontology annotation, cellular component: mitochondrion. The transcript is spliced from 13 exons. The coding region runs from base 89 to 1552 and encodes 487 amino acids. NCBI's taxonomy places the organism in Eukaryota, Metazoa, Chordata, Mammalia, Didelphimorphia, Didelphidae.
ACUGGAAAGUGACCAGAUCUCACCCGCUGGUGCCAGUGCUGGGACCUUGAGAAAGACAACUUGGUCAAUUUGCAGACGUCCCAGGACCAUGACUGAGCUGUAUAGCAAAGCCGAGACGGUCCAGCUCAGGAAAAAGUAUAUCGGGCCAUCCUGUAAAGUUUUCUUCAACAAGGACCCCAUCAAGAUAGUGCGGGCCAAGGGGCAAUACAUGUUUGAUGAAAAUGGGGGACAGUACCUGGACUGCAUCAAUAAUGUUGCACAUGUGGGGCACAGUCACCCAGAAGUGAUCAAGGCUGCUGUAAAACAGAUGGAGCUGCUAAAUACAAAUUCUCGAUUCCUCCACGACAGCAUUGUGGAAUAUGCCAAGCGCCUUUCCGAAACGCUGCCAGAGAAACUCUCUGUUUGCUAUUUUGCUAAUUCUGGAUCUGAAGCUAAUGAUCUUGCCUUACGCCUGGCUCGACAGUACAGGGAUCACCAAGAUGUGAUCACACUUGACCAUGCUUACCAUGGUCAUGUUUCUUCCUUGAUUGAAAUCAGUCCAUAUAAAUUUCGAAAGGGAAAAGAUGUCAAGAAAGAAUUUGUGCAUGUAGCAGCAGCUCCAGAUACCUACCGAGGAAAAUAUAGGGAGGACCACCCAGACCCAGCUAGUGCUUACGCAGAUGAGGUGAAGAAAAUUAUCGAAGAAGCACACAAAGGUGGGAGGAAGAUUGCUGCCUUUAUUGCCGAGUCCAUGCAGAGCUGUGGAGGUCAAGUCAUUCCACCAGCAGGCUACUUCCAGAAAGUGGCAGAAUAUGUCCACAAAGCAGGGGGUGUAUUUAUAGCUGAUGAAGUUCAAGUUGGUUUUGGUCGAGUUGGGGAACAUUUUUGGAGCUUCCAAAUGUAUGGUGAAGACUUUGUGCCAGAUAUUGUCACCAUGGGGAAACCAAUGGGCAAUGGACAUCCAUUGUCUUGUGUUGUGACGACUCAAGAAAUUGCAGAAGCCUUCAGUGCUUCCGGAAUGGAAUAUUUUAACACGUAUGGAGGAAAUCCCGUGUCCUGUGCUAUUGGCUUGGCCGUCCUGGAUGUAAUUGAAAAGGAAGAUCUCCGAGGAAAUGCUACACGGGUUGGAAAUUACUUAAUCGAGUUACUGAAUAAGCAAAAAGCAAAACAUUCAUUGAUAGGCGAUAUCAGGGGUAUCGGUCUUUUUAUCGGAAUUGACUUGGUGAAGGACCACCAGAAGAGAACCCCUGCUACCGCUGAAGCACAGCACAUCAUCUAUAAGAUGAAAGAACAGAGGGUUCUUAUUAGUGCUGAUGGGCCCCACAGGAAUGUUCUCAAGUUAAAACCACCAAUGUGCUUCACAAAGGAAGAUGCUAAAUUCAUGGUGGAACAGCUAGAUAAAAUUUUAACAGUUUUAGAAGAGGCCACUGGAACCAGGACUGAAAAGCUUAACGAAGCCAGCUCAGACAGUGCCAGCGACAGCACCAGCCAAGCGGAUGAAAACGCCAGCAAAAAGAGAAACGGGCUGUAUGCAGAAAAACGAGCAGUGCCGGGGAAAAGAAUCAAGACGUGAGACUCGGGGGCAGCUGCGGACAAAUGGAACCGCCAGAUUGGAAGAGAAGGAGUGGAAGUGCCCGGAAGUUUUCUUGAUUUUCCCGGUGUUAAUAAUUGCCUGUGUACUUUCUGAUGGGUUGCAGAGAGUGAUUUUUCAUUCUGUUUGGAUUUGUAAAUAACCUAAUCAAUAAGUCAUGAACAAAAAACAAACUGCUAAUCAAAACACCUGUUCUAGGAAAUCCUUACCUGACCCUUGGGAAUCAGAGUGGUUAAUUUAUUCUACUCUAUGAGAAAUUGAGAUAUGGAAAUUAAAUAUCGAAUAAGGCC